Molecule: messenger RNA, 950 nt
Organism: Helianthus annuus (common sunflower)
Lineage: Eukaryota; Viridiplantae; Streptophyta; Magnoliopsida; Asterales; Asteraceae
Product: vesicle-associated protein 1-1
Exons: 8
Coding region: 107-814 (235 amino acids)
Biological process (GO): endoplasmic reticulum membrane organization
Cellular component (GO): endoplasmic reticulum membrane; plasma membrane
Source: RefSeq, a predicted model, not a curated record
CGGUUUUGCCUUUUAAAUUGUUUCCCUGAGAGAGAUUAUCGGAUCAUAUUUAAAUCUGUCUGCAAGUUUCCGAAAACCACAAUCAUUUUUAUGAUCCAUCGGAAACAUGAGUACCGGGGAGCUUCUGAAUGUCGAACCUGUGGAGCUUAAAUUCCCAUUUGAAUUGAAGAAACAGAUCUCAUGCUCGCUUCAGUUAUCCAAUAAAACCGAGAAUCAUGUAGCUUUCAAGGUGAAGACGACGAACCCAAAGAAAUAUUGCGUUCGUCCGAAUACUGGAGUCGUUUUGCCUCGAUCAACAUGUGACGUAAUAGUAACAAUGCAAGCCCAGAAAGAAGCUCCUCCUGACAUGCAAUGCAGGGACAAGUUUCUUCUUCAGAGUGUUGUUGCUACCCCAGGAAUCGCUGCCAAGGACAUUACCCCUGAUAUGUUCAGUAAGGCGCCAGGGCGUGUCGUGGAAGAAUGCAAAUUGAGAGUGUUAUAUCUUCCUCCACCUCAACCGCCUUCGCCAGUUCUCGAGGAACCUGAUGAAGGGGUCUCACCCAAAGUGUCAUUUAAUAGUAGGAAUUUGAAUGGACCUGAGGUUACACGACAAAAUGUGGAUUCUGAUGAUAAAUCCUCUGAGGCAAGAGCUCUCAUUUCAAAGUUGACUGAUGAAAAGAAUGCUGCAAUUCAACAAAGCAACAAAAUUCGUCAAGAAAUUGAGCUCUUGUCGCGUGGCGUCAACAAAAGUCAAGGGGGUGGUGUCUCGAUUGCCGUUGUCAUCGCCAUCGCGUUAAUUGGUCUACUUUUGGGGUACCUCUUGAAGAAUAAUUGAGCUUGAAAUUUCCAGUUGCCCUUAACAUUGUCAAAAUUGAUGUAAAAAUGAAAAAUUCAUGUAAUUGAUGUUUACAAUUAUUUACCUUUGACAUAGUGUUGUGGGGUUAGAAGGGAACCUUAUGUAGGUAGCCUUG